Molecule: messenger RNA, 1209 nt
Organism: Plectropomus leopardus (leopard coralgrouper)
Lineage: Eukaryota; Metazoa; Chordata; Actinopteri; Perciformes; Serranidae
Source: RefSeq, a predicted model, not a curated record
UCGGUCUCCAGGCCUCCGUUAGGUUCCUCCUCCACCUCCCUCGAAACCGACUACAACGACAACCUCUACCCUCCUCCCUCCGCCACCUCCUCCUCCUCUUCCUCCUCCUCCUCUCCGUCCCUCCUUCCUAACGGCCUCCCUCUUCCACCUUCCUCCUCCUCUUCCUCCGGCUUCAGGACGGCCCCCUGGACGAUGUCCACCAUGACGGUCCCGCUCAGCCAGUCUCUGGAUGCCAGCAUGACCUCUGACCUCCAGAGGCGAGCCGGCAGAGCUCGCUGUCACCCGUCUCCUCACCCCAGGAAGCACUCUCUGGAUUUCCACCUGCGGCCCGUGGCGAUACCUCUCAGCGACGAUGUGCUCUUCGCCGUGCAUCCACAUCCUCACUCCUUCACCACCAGCGGUUACCAGAUCCCUCGCCCGGCGUCCACCGCGCAACCACGACCCCCUCGCCGCCCGUCCUCCACCCCCAGCGUGGACUCUCUAACCCAGGCGGAGCUCCACGCCUCCACCCCGACUCCUCCUCCGCGCCCGCCCAAGCCCCAGACCGCCGCGGCUCAGGGGGAGAGCUGCGCCGUGGGGCCCACCACGCUCCCCCGGUCUACGUCAGAGCCGGAGAGGAGGGACGCCAGUGUGGAGGGAAGUCUGCCGAGGAGCAACACCAUCACCACGCCGGGACGCACUCAGACAGGUUGCGACUCUUUCUACGUCCCGCGGUCUCUGUCGGACAGAGCGAGCAUGUUUGAGUUCAGCGAGAGCUUCAACAGUUACUUCAUUAAUAAAGGCAUGGUACCUCUGGGAAGUGUUUGCUCUGAAGACGACGACGUGGAUGAAAACUACGUUCCCAUGAGCGCCGCCACCACUGAGCCUCCGGUUGCACCGAGGGUGCCUCCACAUCCUCCCUCGGACCCGUCCGUCCAGCCCCAGGACGCCAACUACGUCCCCAUGACCCCCCUCACCCCGUCUCUUCCCGUUCAUCCCUCUCCUGCCGCGGCGGACCUGGCGUCCCUGGGGAGGCAGGUCCCACCGCCCGCCCACAUGGGUUUUCGUAGCUCCUCCCUGACUCCGGUCGCCCCCCUCACCCCGCCGCUGCGCAGGAGCACCAUGACCGCUGCUGGUGGAGCGGAGGUGGACGCCAUGCCGCCUCCGAUCCACCGCAACCUGAAACCACAACGCAGAGGUGAGGAGGAGCUUAAAGAGCAGGGACGCUAA